ACACUACAGGAAGCGGCUAUAGCAAGCCAAAAGAAGAUACCUUUGAGUUUUGCCUUUAUUGACUGCCCAGUCCAAUCUAGUUGGUAUCUUCAUCAACUUCGGGAUACGCCAAAUCCAUCCCACUAGAGCAUGCUACUUCCCAACGUCUCUCUCUCAUCCUCUUUUAACAGCCAAGAUUUUUCAGAUGAGACCGAAAAUUACUGCCCCAGCUGUAGCCUGCAGGCUGCAAGUCUUUUUCUAGCUCCUUCAUUGGAGCUGUCUGCAUAUGGAUAAUCCUAAAGUUUGAAUUUAUAUAUAUAUAUAGGAGUCCUUUUGUUGAAGGGCAGCCCAAGAUUCACGUGCAACAACAGAUCUAUUCUUUUUGGAUAAAGUAUAACGAAUUUUGAAUUUGUUAUAGCAAAAAAGAUACACACUUUUUUGGAAACACUCCUUUGGUGUGAUAUAUUUUUAUAGAGGGACCAUGACAUUCUGUGGGGAAUGGAUAAAGGGGGUGGGUUUUCUGUGAGGAUCUUGUGAUUUCCUGAGAUGGGUAGGGGUUGGUUUGUUGGGAUUUUGGUUGUGUGGUUGUUGGGUAUUGGUGUGCAAGGUUACCCGGUCGAGGAUCUGGUCGUGAGGCUGCCUGGACAGCCUACGGUCCAGUUCAGGCAGUAUGCUGGGUAUGUUGAUGUGGAUGUCAAGGCUGGGAGGAGCUUGUUUUACUAUUUUGUCGAGGCAGACAAAGAAGCUGACAAGAAGCCCCUCUCCCUCUGGCUCAAUGGAGGUCCAGGUUGUUCCUCUCUUGGUGGAGGUGCCUUUACAGAGUUGGGUCCAUUUUAUCCUACAGGUGAUGGCCGAGGCCUUCGAAGAAAUUCAAUGUCAUGGAAUAAAGCAUCGAAUCUCCUCUUUGUUGAGUCUCCUGCUGGAGUAGGAUGGUCAUACUCAAACACAAGUUCAGAUUAUACAUGUGGAGAUGCCUCCACUGCUAGGGAUAUGCAUGUCUUUUUGUUGAAAUGGUACGAGAAGUUUCCAGAUUUCAAAUCCAGAGAACUUUUUCUCACUGGAGAAAGCUAUGCAGGGCAUUACAUACCACAACUGGCUAUUGCUCUACUGGACCAUAAUGCACAUUCAACUGGUUUCAAGUUCAAUAUCAAAGGGGUUGCUAUUGGGAAUCCACUUUUAAGACUUGAUCGGGAUGUUCCAGCAACCUACGAAUUCUUUUGGUCACAUGGAAUGAUUUCUGAUGAAAUUGGCCUUGCCAUCAUGAAUGAAUGUGAUUUUAAUGACUAUACCUUUGCAAGUCCUCACAAUGUGACAGAAUCAUGCGACCAUGCCAUAAAUGAAGCAAACGGCAUUGUUGGUAAUUACAUAAACAAUUAUGAUGUGAUCCUUGAUGUCUGUUAUCCAUCUAUAGUAGAGCAAGAGCUGAGAUUGCGGAAAUUGGCUACUAAGAUAAGUGUUGGGGUUGAUGUGUGUAUGAGCCUUGAAAGACGCUUCUAUUUCAAUCUUCCUGAAGUUCAGAGAGCUCUUCAUGCAAAUCGUACCAAAUUACCUUACAACUGGUCUAUGUGCAGUGGUGUUCUGAAUUACAGUGAUACUGAUGGUAACAUUGACAUUCUUCCCUUGCUCAAAAGAAUAAUCCAAAAUCGUAUUCCAGUUUGGGUUUUCAGUGGGGAUCAAGAUUCUGUUGUGCCGCUGCUUGGCUCACGGACACUCAUCCGAGAACUGGCUCAUGAUAUGAAUCUCAAGAUUACAGUACCAUAUGCAGCUUGGUUUCACAAAGGCCAGGUGGGUGGUUGGGCGACUGAGUAUGGCAAUUUGUUAACUUUUGCCACAGUAAGGGGUGCUGCACACAUGGUACCCUAUGCACAGCCAUCAAGAGCAUUGCAUCUAUUCAGUUCAUUUGUCCAUGGCAGGAGAUUGCCGAACACAACACGACCUUCAAUUGAUGAUUAAGAAGGUUUUACCUUUCAUUUACAAUGUGAUCACUAGUUUCAAUUUGUUUCAUGAUUCAGAAAUGUCUCACUCAAAGGCAUUAAAAUAGAAUUGGUCUUUCAGUGGUAAUAAUGAAAAAUAGUAACAAUUGCAAUUGUAUUUGGAGAAAAGGAUAGAAUCAAAACAUCAUCAAGAACAGGACUUUUCUGCA
Corylus avellana is the source of this 2122-nucleotide messenger RNA. Its product is annotated as serine carboxypeptidase-like 42. Gene Ontology annotation, molecular function: serine-type carboxypeptidase activity. The record is from RefSeq and is a predicted model, not a curated record. Gene Ontology annotation, biological process: proteolysis. NCBI's taxonomy places the organism in Eukaryota, Viridiplantae, Streptophyta, Magnoliopsida, Fagales, Betulaceae.